Molecule: messenger RNA, 960 nt
Organism: Papaver somniferum (opium poppy)
Lineage: Eukaryota; Viridiplantae; Streptophyta; Magnoliopsida; Ranunculales; Papaveraceae
Product: zinc finger protein 397-like
Exons: 2
Coding region: 1-960 (319 amino acids)
Molecular function (GO): DNA-binding transcription factor activity
Source: RefSeq, a predicted model, not a curated record
AUGGAAGACCAGAAGAUGAUGGCACCAAGAAAAUUUAUGUUUCUUCAAAGCAGAAUUAAUGCAGGUUUCAAGAAUGAAGAAGAUUCUCAUCUUCAAGAAAAUUCAAAAUCAAGUAGUAAAUCCGAUUCAGACUUUAACGGCAACAUCAGUUUAACUUUUGAUGCUCAUUGGAACACUCCUACUUGUGGGGUAUCAGAUUCUCAUAAAUUUCAUCUUCUCCAAUGGGAGAAAACUGCAGAAGGAGGCCGAAAGAGCUUAUCAUCAUCGUCAUCAGGAUUAUUAUAUUCUUCUUUAUCUAGUAAUGACGGGAAACAAGUAGAACUAUUGUCCGAUGAGAAAGAAGCAGUCGACACUCUAUUGAUGUUGGCUAAUUGCUAUUCAGAAGAUCGCAUAGUUUCCAGCAAGAAUCCUCCAGAGAAAGACAGAAUCGCUGAGUUUCCAGAUUUGAAAAAGAAACGAAAAACUAACAUUGGGUGCACCAAAGAUCGUUUAAAGAACGCAAGAAUUGAGAAGGAAACUGAGAACUGCAGAGAUGAAAUCAUAUUAGAUACUGAAGCACUUCACAAGCAGAUGAAGUCUUCUGGUUCUGGUAGAUUGAGUUGUGCUUUUUGUGGGAAAUCUUUCAGUAGUUAUCAAGCUUUGGGUGGUCAUAAAUCAAGCUGCAGGAGCAAUCCCUUGAAAAAAGCACUGCAAGGUUCAAUGAGAGAUACAAUUAAAGAAUUGACAAGUUCAGAUAUCCAUCAGUGUGAUUGGUGCAGUAAGACGUUUUCGACUGGUCAGGCUCUUGGGGGACAUCAAAGGUUGCAUCGGACUGGACAAGCUGAACCUCGAAUUAGUAGGCCAUUGGUUUCUGGAAAGGAAAUCAGCAAGGAGAAAUCUCGAAUUCACUACUUAACAUCAUCAGUUCAAGAAGCACAAGACCAACACCAUUGUCAUUAUUUUGAAACUGUUAUCUCCUGA